AUGGGAGUACAAGGCAAUUGCAGUAGAAUGGAGGAAGAAGCUGGACAGCAAUUGAAAAAUAUAAUUUUUGCUUUUCAGACUUUCACGGCAUGGUGCAACUCCCAUUUGCGCAAGGCUGGAACAGGGAUUGAGGUGAUAGAAGAAGAUUUCCGCAAUGGGCUGAAGCUUAUGCUGUUGCUUGAGGUCAUCUCAGGGGAAACUCUCCCAAAACCAGACCGGGGAAAAAUGAGGUUCCACAAAAUAGCCAAUGUAAACAAGGCUCUUGAUUUCAUUGCCAGCAAGGGCGUGAAACUAGUUUCAAUUGGAGCUGAAGAAAUUGUUGAUGGGAACCUGAAGAUGACACUGGGUAUGAUCUGGACAAUCAUCUUACGUUUUGCCAUCCAAGACAUUUCUGUUGAAGAAAUGACUGCUAAGGAAGGUCUUCUCUUGUGGUGUCAACGAAAAACUGCUCCAUACAAGAAUGUCAAUGUUCAGAAUUUCCACACAAGUUUCAAGGAUGGUCUUGCCUUCUGUGCUCUUAUUCAUCGACAUCGACCCGACCUCAUUGAUUAUCACAAGCUGUCCAAAGAUAAUCCUUGGGAGAAUUUGAACCUUGCAUUUGAUGUUGCUGAGAAGUAUCUUGAUAUCCCCCGAAUGUUGGACCCUGAGGACUUGAUCAAUACCCCAAAGCCGGAUGAGCGAGCCAUCAUGACUUAUGUCUCGUGCUACUACCAUGCUUUCCAGGGUGCCCAGCAGGCUGAAACUGCAGCAAACCGCAUCUGCAAGGUCUUGCGGGUGAACCAGGAUAAUGAGCGUCUCAUGGAAGAGUAUGAGAGACUAGCUAGUGAUCUCUUGGAAUGGAUUCGACGAACACUACCCUGGUUGGAGUCUCGGGUGACGGAUAACACCGUUGCAGGGGCUCGAAAGAAAUUGGAGGAGUAUCGAGCGUACAGGAGGCGUCACAAGCCACCUCGUGUUGAGCAAAAGGCCAAACUUGAGACCAAUUUCAACACAUUGCAAACCAAACUUCGCUUGUCAAAUCGUCCAGCAUAUAUGCCCACAGAAGGAAAGAUGGUCUCAGUUUGCUAUUGUGCUUCUAUCUGUAGACUGGAAAGAUUGGAUCAUCUGGUGCAGAAGUUCAAUCACAAGGCAUCCAUGCAUGAAGAAUGGUCAGUAGGAAAAGAGGAUUCCCUGAAGUCUCAGGACUACCGACAAGUGCCUCUUCACGCUCUGAGAGCAAUGCGAAGAAAACAUGAGGCCUUUGAAAGUGAUCUUGCAGCUCAUCAGGAAAGGGUGGAGCAGAUUGCAGCCAUUGCUCAAGAGCUUAACACACUGAAGUACCAUGAUGUGGCUACAAUCAACAAGCGAUGCCAAAGAAUUUGUGAACAGUGGGAUCGGCUUGGGACCCUCACACAAGAAAGGAGGAAUGCCAUGACUGAUGCUGAGAAAGUGCUUGAGAGGAUAGAUCAGCUCAACCUUGAGUAUGCUAAACGUGCAUCACCAUUCAUGAACUGGUUGGAUGGGACACGAGAGGACCUGGUUGACACAUUUAUUGUGCACACCAUUGGAGAAAUUCAGAGCCUUAUUGAGGCUCAUGCACAGUUCAAGAAUACCAUCCCUGAGGCUGACAGAGAAUUUAACAACAUUGUCCAUCUCCAGCAAGAAUCUGAAUCCUUAGCUAAGCGCAAUGGUAUCAGUCACAUGGAGAAUCCUUAUUGUUCCAUCCAUAUCAGUGAUAUCACUAAGAAGUGGAAUGCAGUGAAACAAUUGAUACCACAAAGGGACCACAUUCUCCAGUCUGAAUUGCAGAAGCAACAAGAAUAUGAGAGCCUCAGGAGGCAGUUUGCAGAGAAGGCCAAUAUUGUGGGUCCCUGGAUGGAACGGCAGAUGGAUGCUGUCACCUCAAUUGGCAUGGGCAUGCAUGGAGCCCUAGAGGACCAACUCCACAAGUUGAAAGAGUAUGAGCAGGCAGUAUGUGCUUAUAAGCCUCACAUUGAAGAGCUGGAAAGGAUCCAUCAGGCAGUGCAAGAAAGCAUGAUCUUUGAGAACAGGUACACUCAGUACACCAUGGAAACUUUGAGAGUUGGCUGGGAGCAGCUCCUUACAUCCAUCAACAGGAACAUCAAUGAGGAGCAACUGAAUGAAUUCAGGGCCAGCUUCAAUCACUUUGAUAAGAAUCGUCAAGGAAGGCUUCCACCAGAAGAAUACAAGUCUUGUCUUGUCUCCCUUGGUUACAGCAUAGGCAAAGAUCGACAGGGUGAAUUGGACUUCCAGAGGAUUAUGUCAGUAGUGGACCCAAAUCGAUCAGGAUACGUGACAUUUGAUGCCUUCCUAGACUUCAUGACUCGGGAGUCCACAGACACUGACAGUGCAGAACAAGUCAUAGAUUCCUUCCGCAUCCUUGCUGGAGACAAGCCUUACAUAACAGCUGAGGAGCUGAGGAGGGAGCUGCCUCCUGACCAGGCAGAGUACUGCAUCCAGCGAAUGCCCCCUUACAAGGGUCCAGGGGCCCCAGCCAGUGCUCUUGAUUACAGGUCCUUUUCAACUGCUCUCUAUGGAGAGUCUGACCUGAUUGAAGAAGCCUGUCUUGAUGGCAACCUCCUCUCCCAUCCAGAAUCCUCGGAAAACUUGCCCAUAUCCACCAUGUCCAAUCACUUCUUCCAACUGCAAGUCCUUGUACUUGAUUUCAUUCAGCUGGAUUUCAUGUACAUACUCCUGAGAAUUCACAGAAUUAUCAAAACCAAGUGGUUCAACAAAGUUGGCAGGGAAGAUGCCAACUUUAUCACCAAGCUUUCCAGUCCACCAUCCUUCGUCACCCGAAAUCCGAGAGUCUUCAGAGAGAACCUCAAUGAUAUCCCCUGUUCGCAGGAAUCAGAGGGAUCAUAUCAUGAAGCAAGAGAUCCUAUUGCAUGUUUCAAGAACUGCUUCUUUUCUAUCCAUCUAGACUUCAAGCUAUUAAAGCUAAAGGCAGACAACAGUGAGUUGGAGGCUAUAGAAAUGCAUGAGCUUAAAAGAGAUUGUGAACCAUGUAUUGAGGAGCCCAGUCAAGGCAAAGGUCUACAGAAGAAAGAUUUGGAGGAGGUGGAUGGAGCAUUGUCUAACAGGAAAGAUAUAGCAGAAACAAUGAAAGAAGAAAAUAGGAGAGUUCAAGGGGCAUCUUCUGAAGGAGGGAAGACAUCUCGGCAGACAAUUGAUCUAAAGGUUGAUGUUCAUCACUUUGAGAAGGAAACAACUCCAGCUGCUGAACCUGCUGAAGUGGAAGAGGUGGUGGAUAUUUCUUACAAAUCUAAGACUGUUCAACAUGAAGGAAUGGGUACUUCAGCAAGUGCCAUCAGUAACAAUGUGCCAGAUGCAGAGUCCAAGGAGAGGCACUCUCAGGAUUCUAUGGAUGAUUCCUCUGCUGGGGCCCCCAAGCCUUUGCCAGCAGGUGCUGCUCGUCGAUAUGCAAACCUUUCUAAUCUUGCACGAUCGUUCCCAAGCAAUGAAUAUUCCAGUAUGGGGAUGCAGGAGUCCUUUCAGCUAGGUUAUUAUAUGGAGAAUGGCAGUGGGGAUAAGAAGAGAUGGGAGUCAGGUGGUGCAGUUCGGAGGACUCAAAGUGCUCUCGAGACUUGCCAGCCAGCAAAUACACAAUCAACUAAACAGUCAGUUCCCCCAUCCCAUCCAGUCAGUCUGGACUGGCUAAGCCUUGUGGCUGCCUCACCUCAUAGUCCUUCUCAGGAUAUUGUCAUACCCAACACUAGUGGAGAUAUUUCUCCUAUAGUAGAAGGCAGUGAGGAAUGUGCAUUGGCACCAGCAGUAGACAUACAUGCAGGUAGAACUUUGCAGCUCUCUGAUUACAAGGGAGCAGAAGAGCACUUCCACACUCCCAAGGGAAGCCAAUCACCUCUGCUGAGUGGAAAGAGUUGGGCUGCAAGAAAAGUGCCCCCACCUAAACCUCCACGACGCCAGAGCACAGGCAUCAGUGAUACAACCUCACGGCUCACAAGUUUCUACAGCAAUAGAAAUCUGGUUGGGAGGGCAAGCAGUGAUACUCCCUUAAGACGAUCUGACUCAGAAGGAACGCUCUGGAAGAUAGUGUCUUCAAGACAGGAAUGUCCAAAGCAUCCUUCUCUUCAUUCAUCAUAUAUUCUUCCACCUCCACCUCCUAUUCCAGGUCCCACAAGCAGGUUUCAUGCAGGACAAGAAGAUGGGGAGAGCAUGAGGAAUCGCAGAGCAGAAUAUGAGAGGCUGGAGAUGCUCAGUCUGCCUUCUCAGGGCCAACAUACUGGGCGCCGAGAGAGGAAUAUUCCCAGGAGAACACAAAGUGAUGAUCGUGAUCGAUCAUAUGAAGGAAGUAGACAGAGAACCAGAGGCAGUCGCUCUCAUUCCAUCAAGGAACCAAUAGAACUCCCAUCGUCAUCUAGCCGCAGCACCAUUAGAGAGGAAUCUGAGGAUUCAGGAUUCGGUGAGAAGAGAGAGGGAGCAAUGGAUGGAAUUGAUCAUUCACAAAAUGACACCACAAUUCGAGGGGUGACGGUAAGGCGAAUGGGUGCAAGGAGACGUAGACAGAGGAAUACCCGCCGCCCAUCACGUGCUGAUUCAUCAGAGAGUGAGCAGGUGCAGCAGCCAUUUUUUGGAAAUGCAGCCUUAUCUGCCAUUGCACCUCUCCUCACUCUUCCUGGUCGCCAUUUGGCUCGUUCCCAUGAUGACACAUCAGAGGGAGCUGUUCAUUGCUUUCAAGAUGAAUUUGGCAACUGGAUGGCCUACACAUUCAAUGAAGGAGAAUCUGGAAUUGCCAUUCCAUCUGACACAAGUCUGGUCUUUCUUCCUCGCCAUUCAUCAAUGCGUUCAGAGUUGGGCAGCAAUUCCUCAUUGUCAUCAAUCAGAGUUCCACCUGAUCCUUCUUCAGUACUCUUCCAGCCACCAAGAAGGCAAAGCAAUCGAACUGUAGCAAGACAUCAGCUGCCGAGUACUAUGAAUAAUGACUCAUCAAAUCUUUGGUCUGGUGGUCAAGGGAGUGAAGAAACAGCAACAGCAAGUCGGUCGACAAUGAGCAGCCUCUUCAGUCGGGUACCUUUUCACAUGCUUCACACACCAUUCUUGGAUCGCACCCGACAGACAGCACCAAGUGAUCCCAUUACAGCUGGUGAACUGCGUCUCUUGCGCCACACAUGGUCACAUCAGAACUACACCAGUUCACCUUUGGCUGCAGUUAGACUCACUUUCUCCAGUUCAAGCUUCCCUCUUCCUGAGGAAUUGCCUCCAAAGCCAAACCAAUACUACAAAUUUCAUUUGGUUCCAAAGAAGAGUAUCAAGGUUCAUUUUGAUCGUCUUGCACUUCUUGCAUGUUUGGAUCGAAAUCUGACAGUUUUGGAGAACAUGGCAAGUGUGUUUCUUGCAUCUACUGUAGCCAUUCUUGGGUCAAUCCUCCUUGACCUUGGAUAUUUCCAAGAUCUCAGCAUCUUCUUCUUUUGCUUUGUCAUGGCUGGUUGUCAGUAUUCUCUGUUGAAGAGCGUCCAACCAGAUGCAGCCUCGCCGACCCAUGGAUACAACCGCAUUGUUCUGUUCAGCCGUUCUGUCUAUUUUUGCAUAUGUGCCUUUGUGAUCCUUCUCCUUCAUUAUGAAAUUCAGUCAAAGGAGAAACAAGACACACAACCUUCCCCCCUUACCCUCUAUGGCUUUCAGUUGUCAUCUGUGAAUGUAUUGAGAGCAGCUCAGAAUGUGAUGUUAGUUUUCAUUCAACUCUUCCCUGUCAUCUUUAGUGUUGGGCUUUUACCUCAAGUGAACACAUUUGCUACUUACCUGUUGGAGCAGAUUGACAUACAUGCCUUUGGAGGCACAGCUGUUACAGGGCUUGUGUCUGGGAUCUACUGCCUUUUUAGGAGCAUCCUGGCUGUAUUCAUUUUGUUUGGCUUUGCAUAUGCUGGGCUAAGGGAAGCUCUGUCUUCCCAGCAUUUCAUUUUCUCCAUUUACAGUGGAUUGGUAGUCUCCCUCAGCUAUUUUCUGAGCCGUUGCUCGAGUGAUCCAACCGUGGUGGUCAGAAUAAUCAAGAGAUGGAUAUCUACUGAAUUUGGGCAUGGUCAAGAGUCUCACCCUAUCACAGAUGAUCACAUGGAUCCUCUACCACAGAAAUUGGAGGCCACAGUGCUUUCACGAAUGAAGUCUGAUGCCAUUAUUUCAAUCCUUGGGGCAGUUCUUGUUUUUGCCAUCCACUGUAGCACAGUUUUCACUGCUGCACAACCAGGUUUCAAUGAUGUUCUUUGGAUUGUUGCUGCCAUCACUGGUUUUAUCAUUCACUAUCUCUUCUCACAACUGCGGAAGCAAAUGCCUUGGCUUUGCUUCUCAGAACCUAUCCUCAAGAGUUUUGAACAUGACUCAUGGGAAGUGAGACGCUCUGCCAGGGUCAUGUGGUUUGAGAAGUUGUUUGUGUAUCUUAGUGUGUUUGAAAAGUAUGUGCUCCUCCCACUAGUGAUUGUGGGUGCUCUGACAACUGAUGCACCAAUGAUUGUGAAUAAGUUUGGUCUCUAUGGAGGCUCUGUUGUUGUUGUGAUUGCAAGUCUGAAACUGCUGAGGACAUGCUUUUGUGAUGACUCCCGCAUCUACAUGGUCCUGGUGCUCACAGCGCUUGCAUUCCGAGUAGACUUCCCUGGCUGGUCUGAGACCUUCCUGCUUGAUUUCUACUUCAUGACCAUCAUUUUUCAGAAACUGUAUGAGUUUUACCUGAAGAUGAAGUUUGUCAUCACAUACAUUGCCCCAUGGCAGAUCACCUGGGGCUCUGCAUUCCAUGCAUUUGCUCAGCCUUUCAGUGUCCCACAUUCAGCCAUGCUUUUUGUCCAAGGGCUUGCUUCCUCCAUUGUUUCUGCACCUCUUCAGCCUUUUCUAGGCAGUGCAAUCUUCUGGACAUCACAUGUUCGUCCGAUAAAGUUUUGGGAACGGGACUAUAAUACAAAGCGUGUGGAUCAUUCCAACACAAGACUGGCCAGCCAUGUCCAGAGGAACCUUGGUGAGGAUGACAACAACCUGAACUCCAUCUUCUAUGAACACCUUACCCGAUCUAUGCAGCAUUCUCUGUGUGGGGACUUGAUGCUGGGACGAUGGGGGAUUGUAUCUCAAGGAGAUGUCUUUGUGCUCACUUCUCCCAGUGAUAACCUCAACUGUCUUGUGCAUAUCAUUGAAUAUGGCAAUGGUCUGGUCACAUUCCAAGUCAGGGGUUUGGAGUUUCGAGGCACCUACUGCCAGCAGCGAGAGGUUGAAGCCAUUGUGGAAGGUGUUGAAGAGGAUGAUGGCUGUUGCUGUUGUGAGCCAGGACAUUUGGCUGGAGUGUUGAGCGUGAAUGCUGCAUUUGGUCAGAGGUGGCUAGCAUGGGAAGUGACUCACACCCGUUUUGUCCUUGAAGGCUACAGUAUAGCUGACAACAGUGCUGCUUCCAUGUUGCAAGCCUUUGAUCUGAGAAGUGUCCUUGUUACAUAUUAUGUGAAAAGCAUUAUCUUCUAUGCAAUGACAGCUGAGAAACUGGAGGCAUGGCUGUCAAACACUUUCAUCAAGGAGGCACUUGAAUUGAUGAAUGAGAAGUCCUUUGUUGACUUGGAUCCUGUGUUUCAUGUAAGCAUUGAUCAAGAUUAUGAUCUGAGAUGUGGAGGAGUGACAAGGAGUGCCUUCUGCAAUAUUUAUUAUUCUUGGAUAGAACACUGUGCCAAGCAAUUAGAUACACCCUUGCCAUGUUCAAAGGACUCCUUUGUGGUGACUCUGUGCUUUGCACUCAGCCUUCUGGGUCGACGCACUCUGGUCCAGAACAAUGCUGCUGCUGGCGUGGAUCUGUUCCUUCAUGGCCUGCACAAUUUGUUCAAAGGAGUCUUUGAUACUGCUUCUGCUCGAGAUGAAUGGAUCUACACUGACAUGGAACUGGUGAAGAAGGUCAUCAUUCCUGCAGCUCGAAUGCAUGUGCAAGAUGAUGGGACAGAUGAGUACAAGAUAAUCAUGCUCAACCGCCGACACCUUGGCUUCCGGGUCAUCAAGGUCAACCGAGAGUGUGUUCGAGGGCUCUGGGCAGGGCAACAGCAAGAACUAGUUUACCUUCGAAAUCGCAAUCCUGAGAGAGGCUCCAUUCAGAAUGCCAAACAGGCACUGAGGAACAUGAUCAACUCAUCAUGUGAUCAGCCAAUAGGAUAUCCCAUCUAUGUGAGCCCACUGACAACAUCAUAUGCUGAGACCAAUGAGCAGCUUUGCUCUGUUGUUGGCAGUUACAUCAGUGUUUCAGCCUGCAAGGCAGUCAUCAUCCAAGCCUGGAGACGACUUCGUAGACGGUGUGGAGAGAGCUGUUCCAGUGGAGGGACAAUGCCUCAAGAUAAUCCUGGGUUUGGACAAGAAGGAACGUAUUCCUCUCGUCCUCCACAGCAUCGACCUCCUCCUCCACCAAUGUACUGUAUCCAGUCGAUACCAAUGACAACAUUUUCAGUCAAUGAUGGAAGUUCUGUACUUAGAAGCAGUGGAUCAGCCUCUCUUCCGGUUGACCUGACAUCAAGUCGAAUCCCUAUGGCAAGUGGGGGAAGACGUAAUUCUGGACUCCAACCAUCAAUUCCUCUCUCCAGUAGCUUGAGCACCAGCAUCAGUCAUCGAAACAAAAGCCUGGUUGGAUUAACAGGGUUCAUUGCAGAGGCAACUCCAAAGGAUACUCAACCCUACAUGAUGUUUCUUAACAGAAACACCAGCAUUAUGACUGGUACUUCUGGCACAAUUGCAAUCACAGAGGGAAAGGACACCUUGCUCCCUCUGCACAUUCCAUCUCAUGUCAGGAUCAUUGAUGCAAACCAGGUGUAUGAUGCAAUCAACCUUAAUCGUCGGAUUGAUGUUGUGUGGCCGGAUGAAACCAUGAGGCAACGUGGUGGUCGCAGUCAGUGGAGAGACUGGGUUCCAGUUGAGGGAAUGGAAGGCCCUGUGGUUCAUUUUUGGGUUCCACGUCAUCGAGAGCCUGCACAUCGCUCUCAUGUUGAUCGCACCAUCCUCCUGGUCCAGAUUGGAGAUCGUUUUGUACCAAUUGCUGAAUCUGGAGUUCAGGAAAUUUCUGCAGGGGAAGAAGGAACAUUCUACUUGCAGGGGAGGAAAGAGGAAGUCCCAGGUAGCACACUCUACUGGGAUACAGGUGGGAAAGAGGAGAAAGUCAAUGGAUUCUUAAAGUAUUUAAUGAUCAGGGUACAGAUGGAUGAUGAAGAUCUAGCAUUGGCUCUUCGGCUCCAAGCUGAAUUCAAUGCACAAGAAAAGAAAGAAAUGGCAAAGAAGCAGAAGGAACUGAGAAUGUCUGAGAAGCCACCAUCAUUGGGAGAUACUGUCUGGGAACUGAUUGAUCCCAACCCAGAUAUCCAUGCCUUGUUCCUCCAGUUCAAUGACCAGUUCUUCUGGGGCCAACUGAAUGGUGUGGAAGUGAAAUGGAGUCCUCAAAUGACACUGUGUGCAGGGCUCUGUGUGUAUGAAAGGAGAGCAGGUUAUUGCUCAGUUCGGCUGAGUCUUCCCCUUCUCAAGUUGAGGCCUCGAGUGGAUCUCAUCCAAACCCUUCUUCAUGAGAUGAUCCAUGCAUACCUGUUUGUGACCCAGAACAUUCGUGAUCAUGACAGUCAUGGUCCCAAUUUCCAUGAGCACAUGUAUCGCAUCAACAAGGAAACCAGUCUUAAUAUCACUGUCUAUCAUACAUUUCAUGAUGAGGUGAAUUACUACAGGCAGCAUUGGUGGAAAUGUGAUGGGCCAUGUCAGAAGAGGCCUCCUUAUUUUGGCAUAGUGCGUAGGGCCAUGAACCGAACACCUGGACCAAAUGAUUUAUGGUGGGCUGAACACCAACGUACCUGUGGGGGCAAGUUCAUCAAAAUUCAAGAACCUGAUCGUUCCCAGUCCAAAGCCAAGAAGAGAAAGACUAACCCUCUUGAGGGUUCUAAAGAUUCUAGGGGAAAGGAGGGAAACAUAAUCCCAUUCUUGCAUCCAAAUGAAUCUCACCAUCCAAGGAACCAAGCUGGUUUCACAGGAAAGAUUCACAAGGCUGUUGGAGGGGGCACAGCAGUCCAAGGUGGCAGGACUCAGGCCUCUGUCCUGGUUGGGAAUGACAAUAAAUGUCCAAAGAAGCCUCAGGCAGAAGUGAAUCAUCCUGCAGGAAAAGUCUUUGUCCCAUUCUCUGGUACAGGUCAUGUACUUGGAGGUGGGUCAGGGGAAGAAAAGAAGAUGAAGCAGCUGAAUUUGGAUGGGAUGCUAAGUUCUCCAAGGAAUCAGCAGUCUUCCUCUGCAGCCAAUAGAGAUGAAGCAACAUCUUCAACUUCCAAAACGGUUCAGUGCCCUGUGUGCAGUGAGGUGGUGCCAUCUUCCAUGGACAUCAAUCAGCAUUUGGAUGAUUGCCUGGACAAACAUGAAGCUGGAGAAAAUGGAAAGAAAGAGGGGGAGGAAAAUUCCGAAAUCCUUAUCUUGGAGUACCGGCAUCCUUGCCCUGUGUGCAUGGUAGUCUUCUCUAACUCAGAAAUGUCAGCUCAUAUCUCUGUUUGCCUCAACAAGAAGGUUCUUCCUGCCAUCUUGGAUGAUUUCGACUCAUAAUUACCAAGACUUGGCUGCAUCUCGAAAUUCCCAUGUUCUACCAUGGUUUUUAGAUGUAUCAAGCUAAGUGAUACUUUGUGGUCCU
Messenger RNA from Darwinula stevensoni, 10609 nucleotides. Lineage: Eukaryota; Metazoa; Arthropoda; Ostracoda; Podocopida; Darwinulidae. The record is from the annotation of a GenBank genome assembly.